This is a messenger RNA of Saccostrea cuccullata (small rock oyster), 1140 nucleotides long. RefSeq lists its product as uncharacterized. The record is from RefSeq and is a predicted model, not a curated record. The transcript has a single exon. Gene Ontology annotation, molecular function: nucleic acid binding. Bases 1 to 1140 code for a protein of 379 amino acids. Lineage: Eukaryota; Metazoa; Mollusca; Bivalvia; Ostreida; Ostreidae. Gene Ontology annotation, biological process: DNA integration.
AUGAGUGAAAAGGAGAAGAGUGAAUUUUUGGAAAAUUACUAUUACAACAUUAGCAAUCCGGCGACAUUUACUACACCAGAAAAACUGUACCAAGUGUUGAAAUCAAACAAGAAUUUUAAAUUCAGUAAAUAUUAUAUUUCGAAAUGGCUCAGAAAGCAGGAUGCGUAUACUCUGCAGAAAGAAGUUCAUCGACCUAAGAAAGUACCAAAUAUUCGUGUCAGUGGCAUUAAUGUUCAGUGGAGUAUGGACCUCAUGGACGUUCAGAAUCUGUCAAAAGAGAAUGAUGGUAUAAAAUUUCUAUUAAUAUUAAUAGACACACUCUCGAAAUAUUUAAGAAUUGUAGCAUUGAAGCAAAAGUCAGCAAGAGAUGUAUCAAAUGCAAUAAAACUAAUAUUUGAAUCCGGUGUCAAAUGUCAAACACUAAGAAGCGAUCGUGGUGGAGAAUUUAAAAAUAAUUUACUACAGAAUUAUCUAAAAGGUGAAGGAGUUCGACUCAUUUUUGCCAAUCAAAAUUCAAAAGCAUCUAUUGCUGAGAGAGUUAUACGCACGAUACGGGGUAGAUUUUAUCGUUACUUUCAAAGAAACAGAACAUACAGAUAUGUAGAUGUUUUGACUGAUAUUGUACGAAAUUACAACUCUACUCCACACAGAAGUCUUAAUGGACUUGCACCGAAGGAGGUUACCAAGGAGAACGAAGCUGAUGUUUGGGCUAACUUAUAUCUAAAAAAUAUUAAAACCAGAGGAAAAGAAAAACAAGUCGAGCGUAAGAAAAAACAGAGAAGAAUUAAAUACCGAUAUAAAGUCAACGAUUUAGUAAGACUUUCACAUUUAAAACAUAUAUUUCGAAGAGGAUAUAACCAACAAUUUACAGGAGAGGUGUUUAAAAUUGCUAAACGAUUUCAUCUGCAGGGAAUACCUAUGUAUAAGGUGAAGGAUUUUAAUGAGGAAUUAAUUGAGGGUGACUUUUACGAAAACGAAUUACAAAUAGUAGAGAAAGACGAGGAAACUUUGUGGAUAGUGGAGAAAAUAAUUAAAAAGAGGACGAAGAAAGGAAAAACUGAGUUCUUAGUGAAGUUUGAAUCUUGGCCUGAAAAGUUUAACCAGUGGGUUAGAGAAUCAGAUGUUGUUAAUAUAAAGUGA